Messenger RNA from Malassezia sympodialis ATCC 42132, 1080 nucleotides. RefSeq lists its product as uncharacterized. The transcript has 2 exons. Bases 1 to 1080 code for a protein of 359 amino acids. The record is from RefSeq and is a predicted model, not a curated record. NCBI's taxonomy places the organism in Eukaryota, Fungi, Basidiomycota, Malasseziomycetes, Malasseziales, Malasseziaceae. Gene Ontology annotation, cellular component: cytoplasm. Gene Ontology annotation, biological process: pyrimidine nucleotide biosynthetic process; 'de novo' pyrimidine nucleobase biosynthetic process. Gene Ontology annotation, molecular function: dihydroorotase activity.
AUGACGAUGGACGAGCUUGAGGUGCCGUCGCCGGCGGAUUUCCAUGUGCACCUGCGGCAGGGCGCGAUGCGGGAGCUUGUAGCGCCGCAUGUGGCGCUGGGCGGGAUGGACCUGGCUGACGAGGCGGUCGAGUAUGUGCGCGCGCUCGAGGCGCUCGCGCCGACCACGCGCUUCCUGGGCACCAUGUACCUCUCGCCGCAGCUGACGCCGGAGGAGAUCCGCCGCGCGGCGGCGGCCGGCGUGCGUGGCGUGAAGAGCUACCCCCGUGGCGUCACGACGAACAGCGAUGGCGGCAUCGAAGACUACGAGCGGUACUACCCCGUGUUUGCCGCGAUGGAGGAGACGAACAUGGUGCUCAACCUGCACGGCGAGGUGCCGAGCGAUGCCGAGAAGGGCAUCUGCGUGCUGAACGCGGAGCCGCGCUUCCUCACGCACCUGGAGAAGAUCCACGCCCGGUUCCCGCGCCUGCGCAUCGUGCUGGAGCAUGCGACGACGCGCGCCGCCGUCGAGUGUGUCAAGCGCUGCGGCGAGACGGUCGCCUGCACGAUCACGCCGCACCACCUCCAGCUCAUCGUCGACGACUGGGCCGGCAAGCCGCUGCACUUCUGCAAGCCCGUCGCCAAGACGCCCGACGACCGCGCGGCGCUGCGCGAUGUGAUCCGCGAGGGGCACCCGCGCUUCUUCCUCGGCUCCGACUCGGCGCCGCACCCCCUCGCGUCCAAGUACCCGUCGCCCGCGAGCCGCGACGGCUCGACGGCGGCGCUCGCGCGUAACUGCGGGUGUGCUGCCGGCGUGUACACGCAGGCCGUGCUCCUGCCGCUGUGUGCGACGCUGCUCGAGUCGUUCGGCGCCCUCGACAAGCUCGCCGCGUACGUGAGCGAGAACGGCCGCCGCUUCUACCAGGAGCCCGCGGCGCCCGGCCGCGUCGUCAAGCUGCGCCGCACGACGGACGCGGACGCCGCCGUGCCGGCGGCCUACGUACACCCCGCGUCCCAGGGCCUCGACGAUACGGAUCCCGCCAAGCUGCAGGUCGUGCCGUUCAUGGCCGGCGAGCGCCUCGCGUGGCGCAUCGAGCCGUAG